This is a messenger RNA of Drosophila biarmipes, 850 nucleotides long. RefSeq lists its product as uncharacterized. The transcript has 3 exons. Bases 20 to 541 code for a protein of 173 amino acids. Lineage: Eukaryota; Metazoa; Arthropoda; Insecta; Diptera; Drosophilidae. The record is from RefSeq and is a predicted model, not a curated record.
UCGCAUAUUAUAAGCGUGCAUGGCACUGCUGGUUUCUCUUGUCAUUACGGAGAUGAGGGAGCCAUUAAAAAUAAGUCUGGGGACAAGCAAAAUAAUUAUCCAGAAUGCGUACCAACGAAAUUCACGGUUAAUGAACCGUCACAUAGCCAUACUGAGAAUAUCGUUUCCGAUGUGCGCAAACUGUUCGGAUAUAAAAAACUUUCGAACCAAUACUGGUUUCUCAUGCCACUUCAACGAUGACCUAGCCAUAGAAGAAAACUUUGAGAAAUUGGAGAAUAAAUAUCCGGGGUGCCUGCCAAAUGAGUUCACUGUAUCUCGUGAAAUAAAGCACUACUGCUGCUUUUGGUCUCCAUCGCUGGGAUGUUCGGCCCUCAUCGGUAGGCUGCACUACGAUAAAUAUCAAACUUUCUGCUCGACCUGCGGGAGGUUUUGCUCAGACACGAGGCACAACCUUGACGUUGAAACUGGCGGAAAUAAAAGGACGUCGGCAUAUGGAUACCUCACUGCGCUGGCCUUGCCAGUACUCUGGCGAUGGUUAUGAACUCUAAGAUAUGUUGUUUUAUGUUUUCGGAAAUCCCUUGGUUGUACCUUCUCAUUUCAAUGUAAUUACAGGCCUACUUUAGUAACGGAAAUUGAAAACAAAUUAGUCUUAACGAAACUUUUUGUAAGUAAUCUUCCUAAUGAUAAUACUAUAUGGAAAAACCCAGGUACACAAAGAUAUAUCUCUCAAAAUUGAUCCAAAGAUGUUCGAAAUUUCAGUAAAAAUAUUCACACUUUUUUUAUUUUUUAUUUCUGCGCAAGGAGAUAGUCCUAUAAAUAAAAGUAUGAACAUUUUAUCUUUUGAUUAUCA